Messenger RNA from Mycena indigotica, 990 nucleotides. RefSeq names its product Short-chain dehydrogenase/reductase family protein. The coding region runs from base 1 to 990 and encodes 329 amino acids. The record is from RefSeq and is a predicted model, not a curated record. NCBI's taxonomy places the organism in Eukaryota, Fungi, Basidiomycota, Agaricomycetes, Agaricales, Mycenaceae. The transcript has 8 exons.
AUGUCUCUUCCCACUUUUGAAUUUUCCACUACAGCUGAAGAGGCCACUGCCGCGCUAGCCAGCGAAAUCGCGGGGAAGAACGUCCUCAUAACCGGCACGACGAUGAAGGGAAUUGGCUUUGAAGCCGCGCGCACGAUUGCCAAGUAUGCAAACCUAGUCGUCAUUACAGGUUAUAAUGAAACAAGAUUGCAACUUUCGAAAGAGGCGAUUGAGAAAGAAAAUCCGACAGCCGUGAUACGUCCAUUGAUUUUGGACCUGUCUACUGACGCGUCCGUGCGCAAAUCUGCCGCUGAAGUGAACGCUUAUUUGGAGCCCAUUCACGUUCUUGUUAACAACGCCGCAUAUACCGACAUUGUCGACAAGCAGACGCCGGACAAUCUCGAAGUACAAAUGGCAACGGGUCACAUCAACCCGUUUCUGUUCACCAAGCUCAUUCUUUCCAAACUCCUCGAAUCAACUUCCGGGGAUUGGGUUCCGCGUGUUGUUUUUGUUUCGUCCUCGAUGCAUGUUCUUUUGAAUGGGGCACCAACUGAAAAGGAGGAAUUGGCACGUGGUAAGGGCGGAGGUGACAAUGAUGCGGCGCGCGGGUUCAUGCGCUACGGGGAGGUGAAAAGCGCCAACGCUCUAACCGCCAGAGAGCUGGCAAGAAAGGCCGGGUCAAAACUCCGAGCCUUCAGCUUGGAUCCUGGAGCAAUCCUCACAAAUUUGCACCAAAAGCCAGCCGUACAGCCUGUCUUGCAAACAAUGGGUAUUCUAGACGCCGAGGGUAAUCCGCUUGCAUCUCAAUACACUUGGAAGACUCUCGGUCAAGGCGCAGCCACCACCGUCGUCGCAGCUUUUGACCCGAGAAUCAAUGACUACUCUGGUUCCUAUCUCGCCGACUGUGUUGUUGCAGAUCAACUAGUUGCACCCCACUCGGCCGAUGAUGAGCGGGCGGCAAAAUUGUGGAACAUGACCGAGGGAAUCAUUGGGGAGACAUUUGAAAUAUGA